Molecule: messenger RNA, 2745 nt
Organism: Lagopus muta (rock ptarmigan)
Lineage: Eukaryota; Metazoa; Chordata; Aves; Galliformes; Phasianidae
Gene: CAV1
Product: caveolin 1
Exons: 3
Coding region: 177-713 (178 amino acids)
Biological process (GO): negative regulation of endothelial cell proliferation; caveola assembly; negative regulation of protein tyrosine kinase activity
Cellular component (GO): cytoplasmic vesicle; Golgi apparatus; perinuclear region of cytoplasm
Molecular function (GO): protein kinase binding; molecular adaptor activity; transmembrane transporter binding
Source: RefSeq, a predicted model, not a curated record
AUGCCGGGCCGCUCCGCCGCUUGUCAUCAGCCCCGGCCCGAGGCGGGGAGCAGCCCCUGGCCGGCCGCCAGCCGCCUCCCUCCCCCUGGCUGGCCGCUCCGCCGAGCGGGAUCCUCCUGCCUCCUCCGCUCCUCCGAGUUAUAGAGCAGAGCAACCUGCGGCAGCGCCGGGGCAGCAUGUCCGGCACCAAAUACGUGGACUCGGAGGGCUUUCUGUACGCGGCGCCCGUCAGGGAGCAGGGCAACAUCUACAAGCCCAACAACAAGAUGAUGGCAGACGAGCUGAGCGAGAAGGCGGUGCGCGAUGUGCACACGAAGGAGAUCGACUUGGUCAACCGCGACCCCAAGCACCUCAACGACGACGUGGUGAAGAUUGAUUUUGAAGAUGUGAUUGCUGAGCCAGAAGGAACACACAGUUUUGAUGGGAUUUGGAAGGCCAGUUUUACCACUUUCACUGUAACAAAAUACUGGUUUUAUCGCUUACUGUCAGCAAUCUUUGGCAUUCCCAUGGCACUCAUCUGGGGCAUCUACUUUGCUAUCUUGUCAUUCCUGCACAUCUGGGCAGUGGUGCCAUGCAUCAGGAGCUACCUGAUUGAGAUCCAGUGCAUUAGCCGUGUCUAUUCUAUCUGCAUCCACACGUUCUGCGACCCACUGUUUGAGGCUAUGGGCAAGGUGUUCAGCAGCAUCCGAGCCACAGUACGGAAAGAGAUUUGAGGGACAUUUCGAAAAGCACCAUCAGCCUGGAGAGAGGGUGGGAGUUUUGUGUUGUUUGGGGUGUUUUGGUGCCAGUUUAACAUUUCCCAAAGCAACAUACAGCAACUGGUGGAUAUGCUGGCCCAAAACAAAAAAUCACUUCUUGCUCAAUUUCCUUUUUUACAAUGUAUUCUUACUGGACUUCUUGCUUAUUGUGUUGUUUUUCUUCCUCUCUUUUCAGUCUGCAUUUCAAACUAACCUUAAAUGGCUAUUCUUCUAUGACAGCUGCAUAUCAUUUUGCUGGCUGUAUAAUUCAGAGACUGAAAUGUUGUUGGAUGCCUUUUUAUCUCACUGUUCAUUCCUUGUAAGAUAAAUCCACAGAGUUACCAAAGAAUGACAAAAAUGCUUUCCAACACUGUAAUGCCAUUCAUUUUAUUGUGGCCAAAGAGUACAGAGCUGCUGCAGCAGAAUAAACAUGACAAGCUGGCAGGUUUUAGCAGAAUGUUCUUUUUCUAUUGUAUAGUCAGUUGACUACAGCGAUUUGCAGUCAUGGUCAGGUAUGGUGUAUUAGGAAUACACUGGUUAAGUAAACAAUUUACUUAAUUAAUGCAUGUCCUGAAAAACUAACACUUCAUCAGGUUGGAGAUACUGACAUGUGAAAGCUUUGCACAUCCAUGAAAAGGCUUCUAGUGCCUUUGUAUCUCAUUCUUUCUCGGAAGUUUGCAGCCAGUUGUUUCUCAGCCUUCACUAAAUUGUGGAAGGAAAGUGAAGUUGUAAACUAAAACUGGUCAUUACGGAAAUGUUUUCCUGACUGUGACUUACGACACAUCCUUUAGUUAGUGUUUAGGUGCUUAUCUCGUAGGCUUCAUUUUUUUUCCAGAGUAUUCAAUAUAAAACUGUGCCAGAGAUAACCCUGAGUUACAAGAAACAUGAAGGUGUGCCAAACACAAGCCACAAAAUGCCAAGGAGGGGCUGCCUCUGAGGGAAACUUUCCUACGAGCUUUAAAAAACUUUCCUAUCAGCAGAAGUCAGCAUGCCACUAACACACGCUAUUUUCAGAAGACGCUUUGCUGCGUCUAAACUAAUCCAUCAGGAGAGAUGGUUUAGAAACUUCACAUUUGGGUUAGUCUGGUUUUAGCUGUGCUGCAAAUUUAAGACAUCAGAAAGUCUUAAAUGGAGGGUGUUGCGUCAAGCUAGCCUAUGCAGUAAGAUGCAAGGCCUACAAGGCAAAGCCCUUGCCACACAUUCUGAUGCUGUGACCUGCAGAAGCUUUUUGCCCUCGUGAUAGCACUGUGUUGAGAGAUACGGCCCGUAUCCUCAUGUGGUUUGUGUGAAGCUUUUGUAAAAAGAGCUGUGAGGCUGAUCAGCUUUCUUGUAACCAGCCUGGGGCCUGAGCCUGCUCCGGUUGGCAUCUACUGUCCUUGAUCUCCAAGAGGGCAGGCCUUGGCUCUUGGGAUUGAGCGUGGAGCUGUCUGGUACACCUGCAGCUUUCUUAUCUAGCGCUGAUAUUUCACAUAUUGCUUUACCUAACACGGGAGUGCCUGCAGUUGCAUUUCUGCCAAAGCAUUGAAAACUUUAGGAAAUGCUGCAUUUUUUUAAUGGGGGUGGGAGGGAGGGAGGGAAGGAGGGAGGGAGGUAGGGAGAGAGGGAGGGAAGAGGGGGAAAUGUGCACAAAAUGUUACAAAGCUAUUAACUACUAUUGUUUGCAUUUAAAACAGACACUGGUAUGGAUAUAGUUUUAUGUUUUUCUAUGUACAUAAUGGAGAGUGUACAAUUAUAGAUUUUUUUUUUCAGUAUUGAAACCAAGUAAGAUUUUAAACAAGAUAUAUUUUAUCUUUUUAUGAGGAAGAUCAUUCUGAAGAAAACUUUUUUGAUUUACCAUAUAAACUGUAUAUCCUGAAAGAUGUCUGUUCACUUAGAUUUAUUAGUCCCUAAUCCAAUACAUUGCUGACCCGAGACAGUUACAUUGUAGUUAUAUGCUUACAGAUAUAACUGACACUUUUUUAAUUCUGCAUGUACAUUAAAUAAUACAAUAAAACAAUGCUUAAUGGUA